Molecule: messenger RNA, 468 nt
Organism: Gossypium raimondii (Peruvian cotton)
Lineage: Eukaryota; Viridiplantae; Streptophyta; Magnoliopsida; Malvales; Malvaceae
Product: secreted RxLR effector protein 161-like
Exons: 1
Coding region: 1-468 (155 amino acids)
Source: RefSeq, a predicted model, not a curated record
AUGGAAGAUUGCAAGGCAAUGAGCACUCCUAUGAAUCAAAAGGAGAAGCUGGUCAAAGACGAUGGAGCUGCCAAAAUUGAUGAAGCUGAAUUCAGAAGCUUGAUAAGAUGCCUAAUGCAUUUGACAGCUACCAGACCUGACAUUCUAAAUGUAAUAAGCAUUCUAUCCAAAUUCAUGCAUUGUUUGAAUGAGACUCACAUGAGGGGUGCAAAGAGAGUCAUCAGAUACAUCAAGGGAACUUGGAACUAUAGAGUUAAGUUCUUGAAGCAUAGAGAGUUCAAGUUAAUUGGUUUCUCUGACAGUGAUUGGGGUGGUUCAAGUGAUGACAUGAGUACUUCUGGUUAUUGUUAUUGUCUUGGAUCAGGGAUGUUUUCUUGGAGCUCGAAGAAGCAAGAAAUUGUAGCUCAAUCCACUGCUGAAGUAGAAUUUGUUGUCGCGACGAUACCAUCAGAAUCAAGCUCUCGUUAA